AUGGUUUGUAAAAGGGAAGUCCAUGCGGACGGCAGGGAAAGAAGAUUUGGAUCAAAGGCCACUGCGGAUGAGGUAAGAUAAGCUACAAAUUUUCCAGGCAUAAGCCGACAUAUCUUCUUUUUUUUGAUUUUGCGGAGCUCAGAAUCGAAUUUUCAAAGCUUAGCAGUAAAAAUAACCCCAAAAUUCUCUAUUUUUGACCUUCCAGGUACUGAAAGGCCUUGAUCUCAGCGAUAAAACGAUCGUUAUUACUGGAACAACCAGUGGAAUUGGGACCGAGACUGCUCGAUCUUUAGCAACUCAUGGAGCUCAUUUGGUAAUGGUCAACAGAAACAGAGAUGCCGCAGAGAAAUUGCGCGAGCAAAUUUACGCUCAAACUAACCAUCGAAAAAUCGACUUGAUAACUUGUGAUCUAAUGUCGCUGAAGUCUGUAAAGGAAGCAGCGGAUGAAAUUAUUGAAAAAGGAUGGUAUGUUAAAGAUAAGGCAGAGUUCAGUCAUAAAAUUUUUUUAGGCCAAUAAACGUGCUAAUACUCAACGCUGGUGUUGCGUCACCGCCUGUGGCACUUUCUAAGGACGGUUUUAACUCAACGUUUGCAGUUAAUCAUCUAGCUCAUUUCUAUUUUGCCCUUCUUCUCAAGGACCGGCUAAUCUCAUCAGCUCCAUCCAGAAUCGUUGUUUUGGCUUCGGACCUCCAUCGUUAUACCAGAAUCGACUCAAAACUUCCAUUGGAAAAGAAAUUAGAACUACUGAAUCCCACUCCUGACACAGACAUGUUUUCAAUGACAUUGUACUCCAGGUCCAAGCUGAGCAAUGUUCUUUUUGCUUUCAAAUUGCACAGGGAAAUCAACAAGUUUGGAGUGAAUGUAAAUGCUGUUCACCCAGGUGCCAUGAUUGACACUGGUAAGUCCAUAUUUGCAAAAUACACUCACCUUAUUUUCCAAAUUUUAGGUCUCCAAAGAAACGGUGGCAUCCUCUUGACAGCAUUCAAGAAACUGAUUACCAAUCGAUUUACCAAAACAAUCCAGCAGGGAGCUUCAACCAGCGUUUAUGUUGCUGUCCAUCCCGAUCUGGAUAAAGUAAGGCUUUUAAUUUGAAACCAAAAAAGCAAUUUUUUUUUAUUUUUUUGGUUGCCGAAAAGUCAGAAAUCAGUAUUUCGUAAAGAUGCAUAACAUAUAGAUAAUACGUUAUUUUCAGGUAAGCGGCCAUUACUUUGAAGGAUGUUGGGACGAUCUAUCAUACUUGGCGAAAGACUUGGCACUCGACGAACAACUACAAGACGCUCUAUGGGAAAGAAGCGUAGAGAUGAUAAAACAAACCGGUCUCAAUAUUUAA
Bursaphelenchus xylophilus (pine wood nematode) is the source of this 1330-nucleotide messenger RNA. The record is from the annotation of a GenBank genome assembly. Lineage: Eukaryota; Metazoa; Nematoda; Chromadorea; Rhabditida; Aphelenchoididae.